Fukomys damarensis (Damara mole-rat) is the source of this 1670-nucleotide messenger RNA. RefSeq names its product carbohydrate sulfotransferase 13 (gene Chst13). Gene Ontology annotation, biological process: proteoglycan biosynthetic process; carbohydrate biosynthetic process. The coding region runs from base 83 to 1108 and encodes 341 amino acids. The transcript is spliced from 3 exons. NCBI's taxonomy places the organism in Eukaryota, Metazoa, Chordata, Mammalia, Rodentia, Bathyergidae. Gene Ontology annotation, cellular component: membrane. The record is from RefSeq and is a predicted model, not a curated record. Gene Ontology annotation, molecular function: sulfotransferase activity.
GUCUUAGGGCUCUGAAUCACUAUCCUCUGCCCAACGCGGAGGGCUACAUUCCUGCCUAGAAAGAGGCAUCUGGAAGCACGAAAUGGGGAGGCAUUGCUGCAGUCGGCGGCGCAGGCUUGUGGCCGCGUGUCUAGGCGCAGCGUUCCUGCUCCUGUGCGCCGCGUCCCGCGCUCUCCGCCCGGCAUUUGAAAACAAGUCCCUGGGCUCCCUCUGGCUUGGUGGGGAGAGACGGAGUCCCCUACAGCUGCUCUAUGACCUGGACCAGAGUCAGCGCUCGGCCCUGGCAGAGGUGCACCGGCAGCGGCGAGACCUCCUGCGCCAGACCUGCAGCCGCCUCACACGUCGACAGCAUCUGCUGCGGCCCGAGGACCUGCGGCACGUGCUUGUGGACGAUGUGCACGGCCUGCUCUACUGCUACGUGCCCAAGGUGGCCUGCACCAACUGGAAGCGAGUGCUUCUAGUGCUGAGCGGCCGCGCCCGUGGCGACCCCCACGCCAUUCCCUCGCACCAGGCACACGCGCCGGACAGUCUGCCUUCGCUGGCUGACUUCACCCCGGCGCAAAUCAACCAGCGGCUGCGCACCUACCUGGCCUUUCUGUUUGUGCGCGAGCCUUUUGAGCGCCUGGCGUCUGCCUACCGAAACAAGUUCGGGAGACCCUACAGCGAGGCCUUCCAGCGGCGCUAUGGCACACGCAUAGUGCGGCGCCUGCGCCCCCGCGCACACCCCGAUGCCCUGGCUCGCGGCCACGACGUGCGCUUUGCAGAGUUCCUGGGCUACCUGCUGGAUCCCCGCACUCGGCGCGACGAGCCCUUUAACGAGCACUGGGAGCGAGCUCACGCGCUCUGCCAUCCGUGCCGCCUGCACUACGACGUCGUGGGAAAGUUUGAAACGCUGGCCGAGGACGCUGCCUUUGUCCUAGACUUGGUGGGAGAGCCAGGCCUGCGUUUUCCGGGGCCGCCAAGCCCCAGAGGGGCUGCCGCUGGCGACCAAGCCGCCCGCCUUUUUCAGAGCAUUAGCCCCUUCUACCAGCGGCGCCUCUUCGACCUCUACAAGAUGGACUUCUUGCUCUUCAAUUACUCAGCCCCGUCCUACCUGCGGCUGCGUUAGUGGCACUGCAUUCCCCCAGAGGAUUGGAGAUCUGCAGUGAAAUCGGAGAGUGGGCCUUUCAGACAGGACCUGAGGGUUUACUGGUGGUCCUGCCCAAGACUCAGUCGCCCAAUGACCCCUGCAGAAACAUGCAGAUGGUAGCCCACCUGGGCAUGAGUCAUACCUCACUGGGUUUGGGUACAGACCCUCUUAGGUGUCCAGGCCUGCUUCUGCUUGUUUCUUCUACUUGCUGCAGGUGGUAUGCAUCCCUUAGCUCUUCUGAAUGGAUGAAACUUCGUAAACCAUUUGGGGGGCUGUGAGUGGCCAACGUUUUGAGAGCCAAGUGUGACCCUGAACCUGUCCAUGGGGAACUAAGCAGAUUGGUGAUGUUUGGUUCAUUGUGUCUGAGGAGCCACUGUAGCCUCCCCACUUUGCUUAUCCUGGCAAGAACAGACCUGGCCAAAGGGGAAAAAGUCUUCCCUGCUCAAAUCCUUACUUGGGUUUCAGUCUUGCAGGAUGGUAGAUCUUCCUGUGUGCCAGCAGAGCCCAGUACGAUGUUAGGGUUUUUAGGACAAUGCUCAGC